Messenger RNA from Dendroctonus ponderosae (mountain pine beetle), 1224 nucleotides. RefSeq names its product probable muscarinic acetylcholine receptor gar-1. The record is from RefSeq and is a predicted model, not a curated record. Gene Ontology annotation, cellular component: dendrite; synapse; membrane. Gene Ontology annotation, molecular function: G protein-coupled serotonin receptor activity; G protein-coupled acetylcholine receptor activity. Gene Ontology annotation, biological process: G protein-coupled receptor signaling pathway, coupled to cyclic nucleotide second messenger; chemical synaptic transmission; adenylate cyclase-inhibiting G protein-coupled acetylcholine receptor signaling pathway. NCBI's taxonomy places the organism in Eukaryota, Metazoa, Arthropoda, Insecta, Coleoptera, Curculionidae.
AAUCAUCUGAUUUCAACUCUAGUGUAUCAACUGCAACCUCAAUAGGACCGAUCUUAGCACCGUUUGAACCCUGGCAAUCUCUACUAAUAGCCAUUGGAUUAGGAAUGUGCAUCGUUCUAACAGUUUCGGGCAAUAUCCUGGUUCUUCUUGCUUUCAUUGUGGAUCGGAGUAUAAGACAACCCAGCAAUUAUUUCAUUGCAUCACUUGCAGCCACGGAUAUGCUUAUUGGAACAGUGUCGAUGCCAUUCUUCGCAGUUUAUGUGCUGAUGGGGUAUUGGGAUUUGGGGCCAUUGUUAUGUGAUCUAUGGCUUUCUGUAGACUAUACAGUAUGCUUGGUCUCACAAUACACUGUUUUGCUGAUAACAAUAGAUAGAUUUUGUUCAGUAAAAAUUGCUACGAAGUAUCGAAGUUGGAGAACCAAACAACGAGUUAUUUUAAUGGUGGUAAUUACUUGGAUUAUACCGGCCCUGCUCUUUUUCAUCAGCAUCUUUGGCUGGGAGCACUUUAUUGGUUACAGAGACCUUCUUCCGGGAGAAUGUGCAGUUCAGUUUCUCAAAGAACCCAUUUUCAACACUUCCUUAAUUAUUGCGUAUUUUUGGUCGACUCUUAUAGUCCUCUUCAUCUUAUAUGGAGGAAUUUACAAAACCGCAUAUGACAUGCAAAAGAAAAGUGAAGCCAAGCAGAGGAAAAUGCAGUCGAUGGUUGCAUUAAGUGCAGGCGCAAUGUCAGGGAUGGCUGGAAGGGCUGCUGGCAUCGGAUUAGCCAAUAAUAAAUCCUCGUUGGACCUGAAGAGUAGAGGUGGAGGCAUGACUGACAGUCAGAAGCAUAGAGAGGCUGAGCAAGAUUCAAAUGACAAUAAUUUUUUAGAUGAAGAUAAAAAACCGUCGCCAAUCCCAGACGGUUUAAAAGUAGGAGAAAGUUACACUGCAGGUGGAUCAGGAGAUUCAAAUUCCAGCCAGAAAACCACCAGCUCGAGCAAAAAUAGUUCCACUACAAAUACUACAACUACCACUGUAGCAACAAUGGAAAGAAACGUUAAUUUUUCAACAAACAAGGGUUGUGGGCAAGAGGAAAAAUCUGAGAGAAGUUCAAGUCCAGCCUUUGAAAGUGAUGAAGACAGCACGAUUCAGAGCAAUCAAAAAGAUGAGCCCCGUAGAAGUUUGACUGGGCAGCUUCAAAAGGAAGAUAAAUGCAAAAAUCACAGAAAAAGCAUCGUGAAUAUAG